GGAGCUCAUCUGUCUAAUCUUAUGUGCGAUAUAAAACCGGCUCUAACACACUCGCUUACAAAUCAACUUUAUAUCUGUUCCUUGGUGCUCAGCAGUUCAUUUUAUUUCGGAGAUAAUCAGUAAAAUAGUUUUAGAUUUCAGAACUAAUUAUGAUGAGGUCGUUGGUCCUGUCAGUGGUCCUUUCCUUGGCUCUGGCUGAAGAUGAAGGUAUCAUCUGCUCUAGUUGGAUGAAGAGGUUCGCAGCAGAUGCAGCUUUGGGAGAAAAUAAAUAUUGGGAAUGUCCGGGAGAAGGAGAGAGGGCAGUGCUGAAAACUUGUCCAGAGGGAAUGAUCUACAAGCCAAAAAGAGGAAGAUGUAGGCAGGCCCCGGCUAAACUCCUCAAGCGGCAGGAUGGUCAGCCCACACCGAAAGAUCUAGAACUUCUCAACAUGGAGGGGAUUGUGUCAAACCAGGGCCUGGGAAGCCUCUACAACGCCAGGACCGGACAGUUCCUGCCUGGAACCUAUCUCUGGCCCCGGUCACUAAUGGAAACAGUAAAGGUUACAACAAAACAGUUAUAUUCUAACCUUGACGUGUACCAGGAGAAUGAUUUCAAUGACCGUGCUUUCAACCUCAAUGUAGAAGCAAGUCUCACCCUGGGGUUCCUAUCUGGGAUGAUCAAAGUGUCAGGAUCUGCCAAAUAUCUGAACGACAGGAAAGAGUCCUCUAACAUCGCCAGAGUAACAAUGAGCUAUAAGUCCACUACCAAAGCUGACACAAUGCCUCUCAAUACUCCAAUUACAGGACGUUAUGUGAGGAACUGUGAGAAAGCUAAAACCGAGCAUGGUCCGACUCACGUCGUUACUUCGGUCUUGUACGGACUCCGAGCAUUCCUGAGGUUCGACAAAGAGGCAACCAGCUCGGAGUCAGUGGAGGAGAUUGGCGGUAAACUGGCCGUGGAAAUCAAUUCUAUUCCCGGAUUUAAGAUCAGCGGUAGUGCAUGGGUUGACAUCGAGGGUAAAGAAGUGAAAUCGGACGACAGUAUUAGAGUUAUGUAUCAUGGUGACACCACAGUUAGCACACCAACCAGUUACCUCUCCGCUAUUGAAGCCUUCAAUGAAGUACAGAAAGAGGGUCUUACUGGAAAAGCUCCUAUCAGGUACCAGCUCACACCUCUAUCAUACCUGUGUACAGAGGACACCUUCGCUCUUAAAGAGAUCGGGGACAACCUAGUCAACGAGGCGAUUAAAGCGCUGGUUGAGAUCGAGCAGACAAAGUUGGAGACCAGUACCCUUCUGAACACCGACGUGUCCAACAAAAUACCGAGGAUUUCAAAUGUCCUGGACAAGUUUCAGCGAGAGUUGUCGAGUUUUGAGACCAAAUUUAAAUCUUCCAUUCAGGACCAGCUGAGAGAUCUGAGAGCUGGUAAAGGAAACGAAGCAGACCUCACAAAACUUAUCCAAGAUUAUCAAAACUCCGCUUUCUACUACGACAAGGCUCACGCCUUUCUGGAGCAGAGGAAGCGAGUUAUCAACACUAUCAACCUUAUUAUGGACGAGGCCAAGAAAAACAAAGCCCCUGGAGACGUUGAUGUUUUCGUUGUGGCUGAAGCCGCGCAUAUUGAGGACAACGAAUGUCUGCUAAAUAACCAGUACUCCUACAUUUUCGAACUGAACGUCCUGCCCUCGGACGAGAUUGCAGAUCAGUUCAUCGAAACUCAAGAGUUGGUGGACGAGUCAAACCAAUGGUACAAUGACCUCGACAGAGUUGGUGAAGUGGGAGGUAAACUAAAAGAGUUCAUUCAGUUCGGCCUUGCCUCAUGGCCGACCGCAGGCGAACUGAAGCACUGUUUCCUGAUAAGAAUUCAAAAUGCUGUAGAUGAAGAGACGGAGGAGUACCUUGAUAUCAAGUACAGCUAUGCGGAGGGAGGUUUUAAUCCUCAAAGUGGAUCAGGGUUUAUUCCUCCACCUACUCCUCCUAAACCGGAAUGCCGAGCCUUGUACGAUGGAUUUGAGCUGAAGACUACCGCAACUGAUAACGAAUUCGUGAAGACACACUGGAUCGAAGCUACCAAUGGAGAUAACGAAAAUGUAGCGAAGUACAACCUUGGUAGUGCAUCUACCAUUUCCAUCGACGGAUUGAGUUCUAACACAGCCUACAACAUCACAACCAAAUACAAGGUUCUGGACGGUGAGAAGGAGAUGCUGGAGGAUCUUGGGUUCAGUCACAAGUCAGAAGUAGUGUUGUGUGUAACAGCUCCCACCACCCCCGUCAGGAACCUAGCUGUUGGAGACGUAUCUUCAUCUUCUCUAGCAAUCAGCUGGGCCAGACCUGUUAAGUCUACUUCAGGCGUUUCUACCAAAUACGUCCUGAAAGUAAGAAAGCAGGGAGCUUCUGACGCUGAAAGUAUAAUCGUGGAGAAGGGAUACGAGGCAGCUUCUGAACACCAGGUCUCUGGACUGGACCCAGCUACUAUGUACGAGAUUCUCAUCCAUACUGAGACUGACAAAUCAGCUAGUGUGCCAGUCAAGAUUCUCCAAUCUACUGCUCCUGAUUCGAUCCCCUUCCCAGAGGUUAACGCAGUGAGUGAGACCUCAGUCACACUGAUAGAGAAGUUGAGUCUGGUAGAGCUACCCGCCGGUUUGAGGACCACCCAACUUGUUGUCCGGUAUGUAGAGGUAGACGAGCUGAACGGCAGUGCUGUAGGAGAAGAGACAAUCCAGAACGUCGAUCUGAACGGUGGAAGAGAUGACAAGAAGUUUGUGGUAGGAGGAUUAGUAGGAGGAAAGAGUUACGCUUUCACAGUUGUCUUGAAGGCUUCAAACGGAGGUAAGGAGCUGUCCUCCACUCCAACAGCUCGCCUCAUAAUCACAACUCCAUUUGGUGGCACCGAGACAGACAAGGUUAAAGCACAGUUUGACAAGAUCAAGCAGAACACUGACUCCAAAAUUAGCAGUAUCGACUCUUCUCUGGAGGAACAGGAGAACAGAGUUAUUAAUCUCAGAGGAAAACUGUCCGGUUUCAUCACUGAGGCUACCAACAAGAUUAACGACCUUGGAGCAGUUGCAGUGGCUAACAUCACUUCACAAGAGGGCAUCCUAUCUAGUAUCGCCAAGAGGUCCUGUAUAGAGACAGGUAUUAACUACUACACAGGAAGAGCUAUCGCUUAUCCCAAGGCAAACUCCAUUUUUCAGUGCCUUGAUGAGUGCAGGAAGAAUUCAGCAUGUCACGGAGCUUCAUGGAACACCGAUACCAAGUACUGCUCACUCAGCACACAGCGCCGUGGAAGUCAACCAAGCAUUGACAAGUUUAUGGUCAGCAUCAACAGGGUCUGUUAUGACACGCUGACAGGCGAUGCUGCAAAAUGGAACAGUUGCAUAAAGGAUAAUACAGACUACAAUGGUGCUGAUAUAGCCGGGGCUCAAUCCUACGGGUUCGGGACGGAGUGGGACUGCAUGGGAUGGUGCCUGAACACGGCAAAUUGUAUGAGUAUCACCUACAGACAAAGUGACGGACACUGUUGGCUGAAAAGCAAACCUAAAGGAAAUAGUCAGAUGCUUACAAUGGCCUCACUUCUAUCAGCCUCGAGUGCAUGAAAUCUUAGAAAACAGAAGACCAGAUAACAGAGAUAGAACAGUACUAAAAGAAAUGAAGAAAACCUUAAUUUUUAAAAUGAGUUUUCUCAGAGGAAAUCAUAUUUUUGAGCAGUAUAACGGAAUCUUAAUUUUCAUACAUUUUGUAGUGCCAUUUUUUUGGUGUCGAUGGCCUCUUCUGGCUUCUGCCGUCUUAUCAAAACUCUAAUAUGAAU
Molecule: messenger RNA, 3787 nt
Organism: Bolinopsis microptera
Lineage: Eukaryota; Metazoa; Ctenophora; Tentaculata; Lobata; Bolinopsidae
Exons: 15
Coding region: 150-3575 (1141 amino acids)
Molecular function (GO): protein binding
Source: RefSeq, a predicted model, not a curated record